Molecule: messenger RNA, 1629 nt
Organism: Eleginops maclovinus (Patagonian blennie)
Lineage: Eukaryota; Metazoa; Chordata; Actinopteri; Perciformes; Eleginopidae
Product: 5-hydroxytryptamine receptor 1D
Exons: 3
Coding region: 1-1629 (542 amino acids)
Biological process (GO): G protein-coupled receptor signaling pathway
Cellular component (GO): membrane
Molecular function (GO): G protein-coupled receptor activity
Source: RefSeq, a predicted model, not a curated record
AUGGCAGCUUUGUUCAGGUGGGACAUGGAGGACCUGGACGGCUCCUGGUCGGUGCCCCUGCAGGCGGCAGCGGUCAACGCGAGCCGGAAGGAGGCCGCGAGGCCCGGCGUGUCUGCGCAGACCCAGCUGCUGCUUGAGAUCCUCAUGGUGCUCAUGUGUGUUGGAGCUGUAACAGGUAAUAUUCUUGUCAUUGUUAUUGUGGCUGCAACCAAGACUCUCCACUCGGUGGCGUCAGUGCUGAUCAUGAACCUGGCCAUCAGUGACCUCCUAGUGGGCGUAGGAGUGAUGCCGUUUGUUGCUUUGUCCAUCAUGAACCAUGGAUGGGGAGACUGUAAAGACCUCUGUCAGUAUGUGGGUUACACCUCCUCUGUGUACUGCACAGCUUCUGUUCUGACAUUAGCAGCCAUUGCCCUGGACCGCUACCACUCCAUCAUGGACUGCCUGCGCUACAGCUCGCGUUGCACCGUGUGGCGGAUCUGCGCUGUGGUCCUGUGGAUCUGGCUGCAGGCUCUGGUCACCAGUUGUCCUCCGCUGCUGGGCUGGAGUUCUGUCAGCUAUGUGGUUCCCAUGUUCAGCUGUGCAGUCAACUGGAAGAGCAGUCCCAGCUACACUGCCUUCAUGGCCGCUCUGUCCUACCUCAUCCCAGCUGUGGUCAUCCUCUUCUGCUACGUGAACAUCGUCAAGGUGGCACGCAGUCAUGCCAGGAGGAUUCACACCCUGGAGGACUCUGUGCAGCGCAGCAGGAACUCAAGCUCUGCUUUUUCUGGGGACUCAUCUCACCAGCACUGUGGGAGUCUUCAUGGCCCCUCCAGACUCAUUUAUCAUGUGAGUGGACAGUUUGUUUCUGAGGUCAGUAGAGAAGAAGGGACCUAUAUUAGCCCUGAUGCUACCACAGAGCAGAAUAACCCUUCAUCAAGACGUUUGUUCUCCUUCCUGGCUCAAAGCACCUCGCAGCCCCCACUGCAGAACUCACAGCAGAACCAAAACCAGCAUGGAGUGGUUCGUCUCUUCCUGGUCAUCGCAGCCUUCUUCCUCUGCUGGACACCUUAUAUAGGCGUGGCCCUGGUUCAGGCCACAGAAACUGCAAUCUCAGGCCAGUCCAGCCUCGUCCCCCCCUCUGCCAUCACCUUUUCUUACUGGCUGGUGCUGCUGAACUCUGACAUUAACCCUCUGCUGUACGCUCUGCUCAGCAAACGUUUCCAGGGUGCUCUUCAGGGACUGAGGCAAAAAAUAAGAGCACGAUGGGGAAGUGUGGUGGGCUGGGGGGAGGGAGUCAGGGCAGAGGGGGAUGACGGCAGGAGCAGCGACCUCUGCACUCUGUCCACCACUCAUCCCGGCCCACCUUCCAGCUCUGGUGAUGACUCCAAUUAUUCUUCUGUUUUCACUGUCAGCACUGACUUCAAACAUAACUCUGAAGAGCAUCUAUGCAAAGUGUGUCACCGUGAAAAUACCCUUCCUUCCUGCUCUGUGUGGCAAGGUGCUGGUGGGGAAGGGAGGGUGGACUGCCUACAGGUCCCCUCUCGGCCACAAGAGGGCAGCAGAUUACCUUACUCUGCUCUGACCAAGGAGCGGCAGGCCACUUUCUUCUAUGGACAGAUUACAGUCAGAGUAGAGCAUGAUGUUUGCUAG